UUAAUGGCUGGUUCUGCAAAAGGUGGGAGGUUUCGUUUUUGCUUUGGGUGUCAGGAGGAUGUGUGUCUCAAGUGUACUUGCUGUGAGUAAGCCACCCACAUCGCCUGGAGUGAUAGCAGGAGAGAGCGAGCAAGGAGGAUCAGAGGAGAGAGGGGGCAGUCUAACUUCAGACAGAGGAGAGAAGGACAAGAAGAGCCUCCCCUUUCACACAUGGGUUUAAGUUUGGCAGGUGCUAAGCAGCACAGACAUGUAGAAGAAGGUGCCUCCCUCCCUCCCUGCCAGUUGCGCUCAGGCCGAGCUGGUAGAAAGACACCCUUUUCCUCUGUGUGAUCCUAACAUUCCAGGAAAGAGAUGAAAGCCUCCCGGUGCCUCACAGUGGCCACUGCUUUGCUGACACUGGUGGCCCUCAAGGCCUACAUUGAGUGGAGUGCAGAGGAGAGUGAGCGGUUCCCAACCCCUCAUGGGGCCGGCUGGCAAAGCAGCUCUGUCACGCCUGACCAGCCCUCGGACGACGAGUUCCCGGCAUUCGUUCUGCAGCAUUUCAAUGCCUCCCUGCAACAGAUGCACCUAAACAUCCCACGGACAAAAGCCUACUGGAAUGAGAAACAGCACCAGAUCUUCCGGGCCCUGGAGGACGGGUUGGUUAAUGCCUCUUGGAAUGAAUGCUUUGGGCCUGAAACUGCAGACAGGGUGGCCAAGAUCAAAGACUUUGCCUUCUACCCAGAACUUUACAGGAACUUCAUUCUCUAUGACGAAUGCCGGAACUUUUCGCUGUUGAUCAACCAGCCGAGCAAGUGUGCUGGCACUAAGAACCACACUUUCCUGCUCUUGGCCAUCAAAUCUCUGCCCGGGAAUUUUGCUGCCCGUCAGGCUGUGCGGGACACAUGGGGGCGCGAGGGUGAGCCCGGCGGAUUACCAGUGCGCACCGUUUUCUUGCUGGGCACAGCCCAGUCUCGUCACGGGCCCCACCUCCAACAACUGGUGGAGUACGAGAGCCGGGUCUUCAAUGACAUCCUGAUGUGGGACUUUGAGGACACUUUCUUCAACUUGACUCUGAAAGACUACCUCUUCCUCAGAUGGACAGUGCAGCAUUGCCAGGAUGUCCGUUUCAUUCUCAAGGGAGACGAUGACGUCUUUAUCAACACACCCAAGGUCUUGGAUUACCUGGGCUCUUUAGAAGCCCACAAAAUGCUCUAUAUGGGCCAAGUGAUGGCAAACGCUUCACCAUUCCGCGUCCGCAAGAGCAAGUAUUAUGUGCCGGAAUCAUACUACGUGGGGCCUUACCCAGCCUACGCGGGUGGCGGUGGGUACAUCUUCUCAGGGCCACUCGCCCGGUGGCUCCACCUCAUCUCUCAACAUGUAGCAUUCUACCCUAUUGAUGAUGUUUACACGGGGCUGUGCUUCCAAGCCCUGGGUAUCCACCCCGAGGCUCACCCUGGCUUCCUGACCUUUGAUAUUGCCGAGAAGGAUCGCAAUGACCCUUGUGUACACAGCAGGCUCCUCCUGGUCCACCGGCGCAGCCCCCACCAGACUCUCCAACUCUGGAAGCAAAUCACGGACCCAAACCUCAAAUGUUGAAGGAUGCCAGGAACAAUUUGGCCUCAGAGUGUGGAGGUGCGAGGCUCUUCUUCUUGGGCGUUGAACGCAAAGGCAGAUGGAGAUGGAAGCGAUACACCUUUGGUGUCAUACUUUGGAGUCUUCGUUGGACACAGGAGCGUGCUGCAUGUGCAGUUAAGGGGGAGCAUUACCUCCUUGAACAUUCCAUGUACAGAGGCAGUGCACUUUGGCAGGCCAGCAGCUGGCAAAUGACAGGGGCAGGUCAUUGCCCUCUUGCUCUGCUUGUCAGCUUUCCUAGAGGCAUGCGGCUGGCCACUGUCAGAAACAGAAUUGUGGGACUUUGGCCCCUUCAGUAGGCCUCUCCUCAGGUUUAUGUUGCCUGCCCGCUCUGAGGUAGCAGGAGGGACGGAGAGGGGAGGCGUUGGCAGGUGCCACCAGCAACGGGCAACCCUACAGAAGGCAGGGAAUAAAGGUGCAUUUUUCUGAUAAAGGUUGUUGGGAAGGACAAUAGCUGAGUGACAAGAGCACAGGUUUGAAUGUGCCAAGUCCCACCUUUAAUCCCUAGCAGAGAGGUGGGGAACUUUUUUCAGCCUGAGGGCCACAUUCUGUUCUGGACAACCUUCUGGAGGCCACAUGCCGGUGGUGGGCAGGGCCAGAAGGAAAAGUGGACAGAGAGCAAUGAAUGUAAAUUUGACCUUUGCACAAUAAGCGAGUUUCUACACGUAACUGCACCGCCCCUCUCUGUCCUCUAUUAGGAUAAGCAGGAAGCAUUAUUGGAGUUUAAGGACAUGUUCCAGCCACCAAAAAAAAAUUGGGAUGCGAGGCAGACCCAGUGAGGGGUGUGACCCAGGGAAGAGUUCCGAAGGCCAGGCAGAGAGGCCGAGAAGGUUGCAUUUGAUCCUCGGACCUGUGGUUCCCCACCCCUGCCCUAAAGCUGUGGUUAAAGCAGAACUCAGGUAACAAGACCUGUGCCCAAGCUCUGGGGGCACUACUGCCGGUCAGAGCACGCCUUAAUGGGCCAGAUUGCUGCAGUUUAAGAUGGCUCCUUCUAUAUACCUAAACCCCAUAUUGGUUACUGGGGUGUGUGUGUAGAGAAUCUACAAUUUGGGCUAAAGCUGAUACUGGCUUUGAAAAUAAUCAAACCUAAUAAUGGACUGCCUUCAAGUCGAUCCCGACUUAUGGCUGCCCUAUGAAUAGGGAUUUCAUGGUAAGCAGUAUUCAGAGGGGGUUUACCAUUGCCUCCCUCUGAGGCUAGUCCUCCCUCACUGGCUAGGGCCUGCUCAGCUUGCCACUGCUCCACAAGCCAGCCCCUUCCUUGUCUGCAACAACCAGCUGGGGGGCAACUGGGCUCCUUGGGACUAUGCAGCUUGCCCACGGCUGCACAGGUGGCAGGGCACGUAACCCCUGAGCCACUCGCUGUGGGGUGAUCUUUAGCUGGCCCUUGACACCCAGGAGACACUAGCAGGGAUUUGAACUCACAGACUCUGGCCUCCCAGCCAAGCUCUAAGAUACUGUUAAAAGCACAGGAUGGACUGCCUUCAAGUCGAUCCCGACUUAUGGUGACCCUAUGAAUAGGGUUUUCAUGGUAAGCAGUAUUCAGAGGUGGUUUUUCCAUUGCCUUCCUCUGAGGCUGAGAGGCAGUGACUGGCCCAAGGUCACCCAGUGGGCUUCAUGGCUGUGUGGGGAUUUGAACCCUGGUCUCCCAGGUCAGAUUCCAACACUAACCACUAUGCCACACUGGCUCUCCAAUCAAACCUAAACAUACCUACAAAAGGAAUAUGAAACCAGGGAGGUUGCAAUGCUACCCGACACCUCAAAUGUAGGAAAUAUUCUUUUUCUAGAUUGUGAAGGGCAGCACCUCUUACCUUCUGAGACCAUUCAGGUUAAAAAAGUAUGGAAGGAUCAACAGUAAAACCCAGAAGAGGCCUGUAGCUCAGUGGUAGAGCAUCUGCUUUGCAUGCAGAAGGUCCCAGGGUCAAUCCCCACCAUCUUCAAGUAGGGCUGGGAAAGAACCCUGUCUGAAAUCUCGGACAGCCACUGCCAGUCAGUGUAGACGAUACUGAGCUAGAUGGAAGAAAGGUCUGAUUCUGUUUCCUAAAAGGACAACUUUGCGGAGCUCCUCAUCCAGUUUGAAGGUAUAUAGCCUUAUCAGGGGUGUUGUAGUCAUGGAUUUCCUGCACUGACAGGGGGUUGGACUAGAUGGUCUUUUGGUAUUUUCAAUCAACACAUUGUCAAAUUUGCUUUCUACAAAACCUUUUUAUCAGAGAGUGGGAUUCUAUAGGUCAUGGGCCAGAACUGGCCAGGCCAAUUUAAGCGUGGAUAUUAAAAAUCCAAAACAUAAAAAUGUGUAUGCCGAUUUCUUUCCUCUGAAAAAACGGAGGGCUUUGGCGCCAACCACCACCCAGAUCCUGAGGCUGCCUUCUUUUUGCCCUGGCCUUGCAGCUCUGUCUUUAAUAGGAUCAUGUUUUGGCUGAUAACACUGAAACGGAGCAGGGAAGUACCAACACUCUGUGGCAGAGCAUCUGCCUGGCAUGCAGAAGGGCCCAGGUUCAAUCCCCGACAUCUUCAGGGAGGGCUGGGGAUGUCCCUCAUCUGAAAUCCUGGAGAAUUGCUGCCAGUCAGUGUAUACCAUACUGAGCUAGGUGGGCCAAUGGUCUGAUUCAGUAUAAGGCAGUUUCCUUUGUUCCCUACGCUAUUAAACAGCCGACUAAGUGGUGUGGAAAACUGCCUGCUUCAAUGUCUGCCUGUCAGGCCAUUUGAAAAGGGCCAAGACAUGUGGCAAUGCCGUUAGUCUGGGUGGACCCUCCUUCCUCACCCCUAAUCACCCUGCUGGAUCUGGCACAUGUCAGGGAGGUCCUGCUGAAAAGUUCUGUAUUACUUGUGUUUUUCACAAGCGUUUCCCCUUCAGUCUGUGGCUUGAUCUUCCAGGGCCAAGGCACUCAACGCUGGGUAAACAAAGGAGUCAAGCGAACUUGUCUGCACUAACAGCCUCAGGGUCACUUCGUGUUUAAAUACACCUUAAGAAAAGCGUACACCUUCAUCCAUGGUAAAAAUAACCAGCUGUUAAUCACUCCCUUCUUGGCUGCACAGGAAUUUGAAGAGGGUUCAGAUAUUUUAAUGUGCUCUAUUUAAAUAGCAGGGAAGCUCAUUUCUCCUACGCUGUUAAUGAUGUACAGGUAUAAUAAAAUACGUCUC
Messenger RNA from Rhineura floridana, 4752 nucleotides. It is a transcript of the gene B3GNT8, whose product is annotated as UDP-GlcNAc:betaGal beta-1,3-N-acetylglucosaminyltransferase 8. The record is from RefSeq and is a predicted model, not a curated record. Bases 352 to 1578 code for a protein of 408 amino acids. Gene Ontology annotation, cellular component: membrane. The transcript is spliced from 3 exons. NCBI's taxonomy places the organism in Eukaryota, Metazoa, Chordata, Lepidosauria, Squamata, Rhineuridae. Gene Ontology annotation, molecular function: protein N-acetylglucosaminyltransferase activity.